GCUCCCCCAGAAUCACAAAGCCCUGCAGGGAAAGUCGCUUUAGCGUUUGUUCCUUUGCUUCAAUUCCGCCCGCCACCCCUUAAACGUGAUUCCGGCUGAGCUAGCCCCAGAGCGGCAUCACCCAGGCAUCCUGCAGCGCAGCUCUCCUGCGAUCCCCGGGGAUCUGUCAUAGCCUGGGCGGCGGAUUCCCAGGCGCUCACUCACACACGCGCCCUGACCCGGAGCUGCAGCUCAUGCAAAGCAGGGAAAAUACAAGUUUUCUCUCCCCUGACUUAGCUAAUCGCCGCAGCCCUGCGCGCUGCCAGCGCCUUUUGUGGCAAAGUGUUUUCUGGUGGAAAGAUGGUGGCUUGAAACUUUGAUGCUUUAAUGAACGCACUGAAGGUUUUGUAGGUAAAGGGACCCUCAGAGUUUCCUUUAAAAAAAAAAAAAGCAAAAACCCAAACAGAAGAGCCACGAACUUACCAAAUCCUCAGCCAAGGAACCUGCUUUUCCGUGCCUGCCCUCCCUGCCUUGCAAAGCUGGGGGCUGUCAAAGUGCAAAGUUUGAUUUACUCCCCUGCCCGCCUGCGGAAGGAAUGAAGCUGAAAUGAAAAGAAGCAGCACAUGGGACUGGCUAGAGGAUUGCCAUUCAAAGGGAUAUGUUGUGAUGGGGCAAACAGCGCGCUAUUAAGUAACCGGACUGCAACUGAAGGUUUGAAAGAUCAGAAAUCUGUACAAUACAGACGGAACCAGUUUUCAAAAUGGAAUUCCAGUUUGCGCUCUUUUUUGUAGGGAUAAUUGCGUUUUCUGAUUCAGCCCGAGGCCCACCCAGAAUUGCUGAUAAAGUGAUCCACCGGCAGUCUGUGAGGUUAGGAAGAACCAUCAAGCUACUGUGUCCGGUAGAAGGUGACCCGCCACCUCUGACUAUGUGGAUGAAAGAUGGACGGACUAUCCACAGUGGCUGGACAAGGUUCCGGAUCCUGCAGCAAGGACUGAAAAUCAAGGAGGUGGAAAGCGAAGACGCGGGGACAUACAUCUGCAAGGCCACCAACGGCUUUGGCAGUAUGAGUGUAAACUACACCCUUAUUGUGAUUGAUGAUGCCAGCUCAGGAAAGGACAGCCCAGUGUCUGAAGGCUCCAAUGGCGAAUAUGAAGAUCAUUCUGGGAAGCAGUGGGCCCGGCCCAGAUUCACGCAACCUGCCAAGAUGCGACGGAGGGUGAUUGCACGGCCUGUAGGAAGCUCAGUUCGCCUGAAAUGUGUUGCCAGUGGGAACCCUAGGCCUGACAUCACCUGGCUGAAGGACAAUAAGCCCCUCACACCUCAGGAGAUUGGGGAGAACAAGAAGAAGAAGUGGACAUUGAAUUUGAAGAACUUAAAGCCUGAGGACAGUGGGAAAUACACUUGCCGAGUGUUUAACAAAGUUGGAGAAAUCAAUGCGACAUAUAAAGUUGAAGUAAUCCAGAGGACUCGGUCCAAACCCAUUCUCACGGGAACGCACCCUGUGAACACUACUGUGGACUAUGGUGGGACCACGUCAUUCCAGUGCAAGGUCCGCAGCGACGUCAAGCCCGUCAUCCAGUGGCUGAAAAGGGUGGAGUAUGGCACAGAGAACAAGUACAACUCCACCAUUGAUGUUGGGGGGCAGAAGUUUGUCGUGCUCCCCACUGGGGAGGUCUGGUCCCGUCCUGAUGGCUCCUACUUAAACAAACUGAUGAUAACACGAGCCAAAGAGGAGGAUGCUGGGAUGUACAUCUGCCUAGGGGCAAACACAAUGGGAUACAGCUUCCGCAGUGCUUUCCUCACGGUGUUGCCAGAUCCCAAGCCACCAAGCGCCCCUGUGGCCCCAUCCUCCGCUACCAGCCUGCCGUGGCCAGUGAUCAUCGGGAUCCCCGCUGGAGCGGUCUUCAUCUUCGGGACGAUCCUCCUGUGGCUCUGCCAGGCCAAAAAGAAGCCCUGCUCUCCCCCAGCUGCAGCGCCCGUGCACAGACCGCAGGCCAGAGACAGGAUCUGUGUCUCUCAGGGUCCUGAAAAAGACUGCGUCUCCUCCAUAAACUAUGAGGAAUAUGUAGCCCACCAGCAGCAUUUGCUAUCUCAAGGGCCUGCGUUGCCCCCAGCCAUGGCAUCGAAAAUGUAUCCAAAGAUUUACACAGACAUCCACACUCACACGCACUCACAUGUGGAAGGCAAAGUUCACCAGCAUCAGCACAUUCAUUAUCAAUGUUAAAGGGCAGCCAGAGACCGUAGCUUAUAGGUGCUUUUUUCUCACGGUACCUCAGAACAGACUGCUUCGAGUCAGCUAACACUGCCAGCAAAAGGUAAAGUGAACAGAGGAGGGAGCGAGAGAGAGAGAAAGAGAUUUUUUUUUUGUUAUUAUUACCAUUAGGAUGUAGAUGAGGAAUAAUGAAGGAAUUCCCAAUCUCAGCUCAAAGGCGGCCAUCUAAAACAAUGGAAACUUCUUGUAUAUCUAAAUCAAGAUGGAAACAGAUAAGGCAGGAAGCUGUGACAUGAAACACCACCGACCCUGUUGCAUUGCCAAGCAGAGGAAGAAGAAGAGGAGAACGCGAUGAUAUUGCAGUUCCUGCCUCUAGCACAUGCCACCUGUUUUGGUGCAGGGCCCAUCAGACGUCUUACCCUUGGGAAUGUACAGAAGAGCCCUUUAUCUCAGAGUGGCUGAAGCUUGGAAGUAGCUGAGAUGUAGUGCCAAAGCACCAUGAGACUGUAAUCAACUGAAACAUUCACUUGCCCAAUUUCAAAUGAAAAAAUAAGCAGAAGAGUUUCUGGAAAACACAUUUCUAUUUUCAAUGUGAAACUCACAUGCAUCUCGCCAGCAGUAAUUUUGCCUGACAGUCAGUGAUAACUUAGCUGGCUGGUUCCAUUUCUGCAAAUCAAGGGUAUUGUGUUUUCCCAAGGGGGCACUGCUUGAAAUCGUUAAAAAUGUUCAACUCACCCCAAUGCUAUGACUCAGUGCUACUGCCAGGAAGAAGGAAGGAAGGACAUUGUACAAUGCAACUUUAUAUUUAUAUUUAAGAAAUAAUAAUUAAUAUCUGAAUUGCUGAAGGUCAAGAAAAGAAAACGUGCUGCCCUUUUUUGAUGCCGCUAGCUGUGAUUUUCAAUCAGAUCUUCAUGGCUUAUAGUGACAAGCUACUGGAUUAACUGUGUCAAUGAAAAAUAAAUGAACAAGUAAAAAUAAAAAGAGAGAGAGAGAGUGAAAAUUAUUGUUUAUGGAAGAAUGAAUUUGCUCAAUAUGCACCUAGGGUUGUGUGUGGUUUUUCUUUCCAGAUAAUGUUUUACAGUUGAUUCAAACAAUCUCAUUUCAGUUUCAUUUAAAACAACAAAGAAAGAAAGAAAGAAAGAAAAAGAAAAAGAAAGAGAGACCGUAUUAAUACCUAUAUGGACUAGAAAUGAAUUCAAUCACAAAUAUAAAACCUUUGUAUUCUAUAUAGAGUUUAAACAGAAGUCAUGUAUAUUUAAUUUAUUUUGUUAAACAAGAAAAAAAAGAUAUUUUCCUCAAAACAGGCAUUUCUAUACAUUUUUUUGAUCAAAGGAAAUAAAGAUGAAUUGGGGUUUUUUUUCCCCAGGUUCUCAGAGGUGCCAUGCUCCAAAUAUAAGCAAUGUAACCUAUAACAGUACUUUAUUUAACCAAAUUGAAAGUCAUAUGUUUGUAUGCGUUUUUACAAUAGCCAUGUGUAAUUGUUCUGGCAGCAUCUCUGGCACUACAGGUGCCAUAAUUUCCAAUAGAAACUGCUAUUUUGUGCUGUUUAUAACCUGUUCGGAAAGUUUUGCUGUGGCCUCUGCACCCCAUGUUAUCCUGGCCUCAUUAACAAAGAGCUCAGACCACAAGAAAACUUGUUACACUAUUUAUU
Gopherus evgoodei (Goodes thornscrub tortoise) is the source of this 3842-nucleotide messenger RNA. It is a transcript of the gene FGFRL1, whose product is annotated as fibroblast growth factor receptor like 1. Bases 740 to 2203 code for a protein of 487 amino acids. The record is from RefSeq and is a predicted model, not a curated record. The transcript is spliced from 7 exons. Gene Ontology annotation, cellular component: plasma membrane. Lineage: Eukaryota; Metazoa; Chordata; Testudines; Testudinidae. Gene Ontology annotation, molecular function: fibroblast growth factor binding; fibroblast growth factor receptor activity.